Molecule: messenger RNA, 1033 nt
Organism: Corapipo altera (White-ruffed manakin)
Lineage: Eukaryota; Metazoa; Chordata; Aves; Passeriformes; Pipridae
Gene: RAB26
Product: RAB26, member RAS oncogene family
Exons: 9
Coding region: 14-808 (264 amino acids)
Cellular component (GO): endosome; Golgi apparatus
Molecular function (GO): GTP binding; GTPase activity
Source: RefSeq, a predicted model, not a curated record
CGGCUUCCCUAAAAUGGAGCCACCUCCGUGUUUGCGCUGGUUCCUGGCUCCUGGAGCUCACCUCUGCCUGCCCAGGCUGUGGCUUUCCCUGGGAAUUGCCCAUGGCACCGGGAUGAGCCGAAUGGGUCUCAGAGAAGCCGAAAUACCCCAGUUAGCCAAAACCUCUGCUAAUGGUCUGGCUGAUUUUGAACCAGUGGCAGAGAGAAAUUGCUUUGCAUUCAGUAAAAACCUGGUGAUGCUGGUGGGCGACUCCGGGGUCGGCAAGACCUGCCUGCUGGUGCGGUUCAAAGACGGCGCGUUCCUCGCCGGCAGCUUCAUCUCCACGGUGGGAAUCGACUUCAGGAACAAGGUGCUGACGGUGGAUGGGGUGAAGGUGAAGCUGCAGAUCUGGGACACGGCUGGGCAGGAGCGCUUCCGCAGCGUCACCCACGCCUACUACCGGGAUGCCCACGCUCUGCUCCUGCUCUACGAUGUCACCAACAAAGCGUCCUUUGACAACAUCCAGGCCUGGCUGACAGAGAUCCAUGAAUACGCACAGCAGGACGUGGUCCUCAUGUUACUGGGAAAUAAGGUGGAUUCAGCCCAGGACAGAGUGGUGAAAAGGGAAGAUGGAGAGAAACUUGCCAAGGAGUACGGGGUGCCCUUCAUGGAGACCAGCGCAAAAAGUGGCCUCAACGUGGAAUUAGCAUUCACAGCCAUUGCAAAGGAGCUGAAGCACAGGUCCAUGAAGUUGCCCAACGAGCCCAAAUUCAAGCUCCACGACUACGUGAAGAAGGAAGUGCGAGGCUCGGGCUGCUGCAGGUCCUAACGCUGUUUGUACAGAGACUCUGGCCGUGCCCUCCGUGCUCCCGUGGGCAGUGUGUGCAUGUCUGUCUGUCGUGUCUGUGUCUGCCCCCAAGGUGAGCUGCGCCGUGGGCCAUGGAAGCAGCAGCAGGAGGAGCUCUCUGGGAUGCUGCAGCCGCGUGCUGGGCGCUGCUGCCCGAGCCCCAGCGCAGCCAUGGGCGCUGAGAGCGCUCGUCCCCUGGUGUUCCCU